Molecule: messenger RNA, 2007 nt
Organism: Cornus florida
Lineage: Eukaryota; Viridiplantae; Streptophyta; Magnoliopsida; Cornales; Cornaceae
Product: laccase-17-like
Exons: 6
Coding region: 1-1716 (571 amino acids)
Biological process (GO): lignin catabolic process
Cellular component (GO): apoplast
Molecular function (GO): hydroquinone:oxygen oxidoreductase activity; copper ion binding
Source: RefSeq, a predicted model, not a curated record
AUGGGUUCUUGCUUUUUCCUUGUCCUCGGUGUUUUGUCAGUUCUAGCUGAGCUUGUGCAUUCCAAACAUGCAGGCAUUACCAGGCACUACAAGUUUGAUAUCAAGCUACAAAAUGUCACAAGGUUGUGCCAAACAAAGAGCAUUGUGACAGUCAAUGGUCAGUUUCCGGGGCCUCGGAUCAUCGCGAGGGAGGGUGAUACAGUGUUAGUUAAAGUGGUUAACCACAUUCAGAACAAUGUCACAAUUCACUGGCACGGAGUGCGACAACUAAGGACUGGAUGGGCAGAUGGACCUGCAUAUAUCACACAAUGCCCAAUUCGAACAGGCCAGAUCUAUGUGUAUAACUUCACCAUCACUGGCCAAAGAGGGACCUUAUUUUGGCAUGCCCAUAUCUCAUGGCUCAGAGUCACGCUCUAUGGACCUAUUGUCAUCCUUCCUAAGAGACACAUUCCUUACCCAUUUCCUCAACCCCACAAAGAAGUCCCCAUCAUUUUUGGUGAAUGGUGGAAGGCAAAUACAGAAACAAUCAUCAACCAAGCUCUGCAAUCAGGAGGAGCCCCAAAUAUCUCUGAUGCCUUUACCAUUAAUGGUCUUCCUGGACCCUUCUACAACUGCUCAGCUAAAGAUACAUUUAAAAUGAAAGUGAAGCCAGGGAAGACAUACCUCCUCCGUCUGAUAAAUGCUGCCCUUAACGACGAGCUCUUCUUCAGCAUUGCCAACCACACUUUCACCGUUGUCGAAACCGAUGCCAUCUAUGUUAAGCCAUUCAAAACCAGAAUAGUUCUCAUCACCCCUGGACAGACCACAAAUGUCCUCCUCAAGACCAAAUCUCACUUCCCAAAUGCAACCUUUUUAAUGGCCGCUAGGCCUUACGCCACCGGCCCUGCAGCUUUCGACAACACCACCACUGCCGGAAUCCUUGAAUAUCACCAGCCAUCCGCCACCACAACGAAGAACAAGCUCCCUCUGCUAAAACCAGCACUUCCCAAGUUCAAUGACACAUCAUUUGCAACCAAUUUCAGCAACAAACUCCGAAGCUUAGCCAAUGCGAAAUUCCCUGCAAAAGUACCCAAAAAAGUGGAUAGGCGAUUUUUCUUCACAGUGGGGUUGGGGUUAAACCCAUGUCCUCAGAACCAAACUUGUCAAGGACCCAAUAACACUAAAUUUGCAGCUUCCGUUAACAAUGUGUCCUUUGUGCUGCCAAACACAGCUCUUCUUCAAGCUCACUUCUUUCAACAAUCGAAAGGUGUAUACACCACUGAUUUUCCCGCCAACCCACCAUUUAAAUUUAACUAUACUGGCAAUCCGCCGAGUAACAUUAUGGUGAACAAUGGGGCCAAAGUGGUGGUGCUUCCAUUUAAGACUAGUGUGGAGCUUGUGAUGCAGGACACAAGCAUUAUUGGGGCAGAGAGCCACCCACUGCACCUCCAUGGAUUCAACUUCUUUGUGUUGCGUCAGGGUUUCGGAAACUACGAUCCCAAGAAGGAUCCGGCUAAGUUCAACCUUGUCGACCCCGUUGAACGGAACACCGUCGGUGUCCCCUCCGGUGGUUGGGUUGCCAUUCGCUUUCUUGCCGAUAAUCCAGGUGUAUGGUUCAUGCACUGCCACCUGGAAGUCCACACGAGCUGGGGCUUGAAGAUGGCGUGGGUUGUCAUGGAUGGAAAGCGGCCCAAUCAAAAGCUGCCACCUCCACCAUCAGAUCUUCCAAUAUGUUGACCAUGUUUUUUUCUUUUUAGCAUUCAUUGAUUCCCAUUAGUAUUUCUCUGGGUUUUUUUUUUUUCUAAAAAUUCUUUUUUCCAUUCAAUUUUCCCUCUUCAGUAAAGAAAGAGGAAUGGAAAAGGCAAUUUUUGAAAUUUUAGGUCAUGAAGAUUGUUUUGUGUUCCAUUUUUACGGACCCACUCCACUCCAGAAAAGAAACAUCGAAAGUGCAAAAUUUGAAAGUAUUUUUAGACCUAUAAUGUAAUGAUAUCAUUCAAUUAAUUAAGGAAGUCUUCAUCUCAAUUUAUC